AUGCCUGCCCUGGAUGAUGCGCUUCCCUACCCAAGCAUGACACAGUUACUGGGCUGCGGAGCCGAGCCACGGGACGAGCCACGGGACAGAGACACGGCGAGCAAGCCGCGAGGACAGAUUACAUAUAUAGCAGCACUGUGUGGUAGAGACCAGUUGAAGUUGGCUUCCUGCCUGUUGAGAUGUGCCAAUAGGAAACACUGUGAACAGGGGUUCAUGCUGAUGAAAUUGAUCUGCUCAGUGAGCUCCAACCAGAGCCAUGGGGAGUACCCAGACUGCCGGAGUGAGAGGGAGUCGGGAGGGGAGGCGUCUCUCCUGGUGUCUCCGCUGGUGGUGGCGGGGAUCGUUAUAGGUCUGGUCCUCUUCCUCUCCUGCAUCACCAUCAUCGUCGGCAGCCUGCGCAAAGACAGUCGGCUCCGAAACCCACACCUCCGCGCGAGCUACGGUCUGGAUGGUUUUUCCUAUGGAGGUUCAGUUGGAGAGCUGAGAUCUACCUGCUUAGAAGACUUUCCUCCUGGUUUAGACUUUGAUUCAUACAGAGAGACUCUGUCACAGGUUAACAACCUGUACCCUGACUCACCGCCACGUUACGAUGAGUGUGUUGGCCCAGGUUCGACUCAGAUCUACAUACCUACAGAUGACCCGCCUCCUUACUCCCUGCUGGACCCCUGUCAGAGAGGGGCAGAGCAGGAGGAGCAGCCUAACUACACCAGUCUGGAUCCUUCUCCAUACUGUGGAGAGACCUCAGCCAGCGCUGCCUGGUUCUCCCCCUCCCACUGCCCACUGGGACUACAGGAGCAGGAGCAUCAACACAUCGCUUCCAUCUCCUUCCCGCUGGAAGCGGCACCGCCUUAUGAGUCAGUGCUGGCCGAGCAGGGGCAGCCCCUCCCUCUCAUGCCAUGUGACCUUUAUAAACACCAAUCUGAGAGGGGGGAUGAUGGCAACUCCCGGCAACCAGGGGCAAACCAGAUCUUGUAG
Chelmon rostratus (copperband butterflyfish) is the source of this 975-nucleotide messenger RNA. It is a transcript of the gene bean1, whose product is annotated as brain expressed, associated with NEDD4, 1. Bases 1 to 975 code for a protein of 324 amino acids. The transcript has 5 exons. NCBI's taxonomy places the organism in Eukaryota, Metazoa, Chordata, Actinopteri, Chaetodontiformes, Chaetodontidae. The record is from RefSeq and is a predicted model, not a curated record.